UAAUACGUCAAUUCGAGUUUCGACCGCCACGUGCUGUCGGGAUCAUAGAAGUCACAAUUUUUUAGUGUCAAGACGAUGGACUUUUAACCAUGGCAAGUUGGAAAAUACUGCAGAUUACCAGGUUAGAUGCAGGUGGCACAGUCGACGAUAGAGGCAUACGGCAUUUUAUAUAACCGUAUUCCCUCUUAGGCCAAGGGUUCAUGUAACCCCGUCUCCCAACUGCAGCAUGGCCAUUCAGGGACCUGGUAAUCAAUCCCCGAUGAGCCAAUUGAAUCUCGUUGAUAAUCGCACCAAUAACCCGGAUCGCAUGGUAUUAGCUGCUACUCCAUGUACUAGGACCAUCCCGGAGGGGAAAUGCUGACCCCAUGGGGAUCCCGGGUGCUAGUUAGGACUUAUCAGGAGAGUGGAGAUACCGGGGUUGAUGGCUUUCGGCAGCCUUAUCACUGUAUAAGAUGACAGCUACCGUGCUUAUUUUUCUCCGAUGCUCAAUUGAUCCUUCAUCAUUUCUUAACCUGAAAUGAGAAUUUUAUUCACUCGUCGUCGCCCUACCUAAGCCAUGGCGGAACAAGUUGAAGACACACGAGCCUCGUUGUCAAAGGCUCGCUUAAGCCAUGACACAAUGGAAAAGAAAGGUCGGAAAAUCGACCUUGGGGACAUUGAUGGGCUCGAACCGAGCCCAGAGACGUACGCUGCCAUCAUGGCGACAAAUAAGCCAGAUCCUCGAGGUCCUGGUUAUAUAAGGCUGUAUCUCCUGGCAGGAUCGCUUUUCCUUUGCUCUACCUUUAAUGGCUUUGAUACUUCCCUGAUGGGCUCAAUCAAUGCCUUGCCAAAUUAUACGGAGUACUUUGGUCUUCCGGCCACCGGGAAUGCUUCGACAGGAAUCGUGUUCGCUAUCUUCCAGGUCGGCCAAAUGUGCGCUGCUCUUUUCAUCUGGAUGACAGAUUGGUAUGGCCGAACAUGGCAUAUUUUCUUCGGUUGCUUGGGCGUGUGCAUCGGCACUGUUGUCACGGCUCUUUCGACGAAUCUACCGAUGUUCAUCGGAGGGCGUUUUCUGCUGUCUUUCUUCGCAACCUGGGCGCAAACCGCAUCGCCCCUUUAUCUUGUAGAGAUCUCGCCCGCUGCUUACCGAGGGACCAUAGCCGGCGCAUACAACACAUUUUAUAACAUCGGUGCGCUUCUAGCUACCUCUUCCGUCUACGGUUGCCAUCUGCAUCUGGCAGAUAAGGGUGAUCUCGAUUGGCGUAUUCCUUUAUGGCUGCAGAUGGUCUGUCCCGCGAUUCUCGGCUGCUUAAUCAAGUUUUUUCCGGAGUCACCGCGAUUUCUUAUCGCUAAUGAUCAGCACGAGAAAGCCAGAGACAUCAUUACCAAGUAUCAUACUAACGGAGACCCAAACCAUCCUCUUGUCGCCCUUCAAAUGAAGGAGAUGCUUGGGACAGUCCAGGGCUCACAGAAAGCGACAUGGAAAGACAUUUUUGACCUUAGGGUCCUUGUGGAAACUCGGGCGAGUAGAUACAGGCUGAUGUUGAAUAUUGCGUUCUCGUGGUUCGGUCAGUUCAGCGGUAACAAUAUCGUCAGCUACUACCUCCCCCUAAUGUUGGAUGGUAUUGGCAUCAAAGAUACCAACACCAAAUUAAUCCUCAAUAUAGUCUAUGCUGUCAUCGGAUGGGUAUUCUCAAUGUGCGGCGCUCGUCUUCACGAUGUAGUAGGGCGUCGCAAGAUGCUCAUAGGUAGCACCCUGGGCAUGACUAUCUGCCUUGCUUUCGUAGCCGCUGGUGCUGCUGGAAAGGUUGAAUACGGUAACAGUUCAGCGGCUACACUGUCCAUCGUAUUCAUAUUCAUUUUCGGAGCCGUCUUUGCCACAGGUUACACCCCGAUGCAGCCUAUCUACCCAGCGGAAGUGGUUUCCAACAAAAUGCGAGCCAAGGCGAUGGGAACAUUCAAGCUAACUGCUGGCGCUGCCGGAUUCCUGAACACAUUUGUCGGACCAAUUGCGCUAAGUUCAAUUGGCUAUUGGUUUUAUGUAUUCUUCGUAUUCUGGGAUUCCUUCGAGAUGGUUUUUAUGUAUUUUUUCUUCGUUGAAACGAAGGGAAUGACUCUCGAAGAGUUAGAUGCGAUUUUCGAAGCGAAGAACCCGCGAAAAGCUAGUGUUGAAACGAAAAAGAUGCAGAAAAGAAUUAUUAAGGAAGAAGGAAUUGGUGGAGGUGGAGGGGUAAGUGUGUAAUUGUUGUUCAGUUUAGAGAUUAUUAAUUGAGUCAGUUAGUAAAAGUUGA
Molecule: messenger RNA, 2270 nt
Organism: Annulohypoxylon maeteangense
Lineage: Eukaryota; Fungi; Ascomycota; Sordariomycetes; Xylariales; Hypoxylaceae
Product: general substrate transporter
Exons: 7
Coding region: 557-2221 (554 amino acids)
Biological process (GO): transmembrane transport; carbohydrate transport
Cellular component (GO): membrane
Molecular function (GO): carbohydrate:proton symporter activity
Source: RefSeq, a predicted model, not a curated record